CUUGUUGUUAGAAGAAUGAUGUCCCAUCACAGUCUAACAGAAAAAGUUGCUAUAAUAACUGCAUCCACUGAUGGGAUUGGACUUGCAGCUGCUGAGGCCUUGGGCCAGAGGGGAGCCCAUGUUGUUGUGAGCAAUCGACGGCAAACCAAUGUUGACAAGGCUGUGUCACUCUUGCGCAGCAAAAAUAUACAAGUAAUCGGGACCACUUGCAAUGUGGGGAAUGCGGAGGAGAGAGAAAAGCUCAUUAACAUGGCAGUAGAGCAGUGUGGUGGUGUGGACAUACUGGUGUCUAACACAGCAGUAAACCCAUUUAUUGGGAACAUUUUAGACUCCACAGAGGAAGUCUGGAACAAAAUACUUGGGGUGAAUGUGAAAGCUGCAUUCCUUUUGACCAAAUUAGUCACUCCUCAUAUGGUGAAAAGAGGGGGUGGGUCAGUUGUGUUUGUGUCUUCAGUAGCAGGGUACCAGCCAUUUCAAAAUCUGGGACCCUACAGUGUGAGUAAGACAGCUCUGCUUGGAUUAACCCAUGUGCUUGCUCCUGAUCUCGCCCAGAGCAACAUCUGGGUCAACUGUGUUGCCCCAGGCAUCAUCAAAACCCGUUUCAGCUCUGCUCUGUGGGUGGAUGAGAGUUUGGUGGAUGAGAUCAUGAAAAAGACUUGCAUUAAAAGACUUGGGCAACCAGAGGAUGUUAGUGGGGUAAUUGCAUUCUUGUGCUCAGACGAAGCCUCAUAUAUCACAGGAGAGACAGUCACUGUAACCGGAGGCUGGAACUGCAGACUCUAAGUGCCACAGUGUAUGGUGGUCUCGCACUUUAAUGAUGCGCUUGCAUAUCUGAGGGAAAACUUCUAAUGUGAUACAGUUCAUGUGGUAUGCAACUGCAUCACAAAUGUAAAAUGCUUCAUUGUAAUAAAAUGAUUUUUGCA
Molecule: messenger RNA, 923 nt
Organism: Myxocyprinus asiaticus (Chinese sucker)
Lineage: Eukaryota; Metazoa; Chordata; Actinopteri; Cypriniformes; Catostomidae
Product: dehydrogenase/reductase SDR family member 4-like
Exons: 8
Coding region: 16-783 (255 amino acids)
Molecular function (GO): carbonyl reductase (NADPH) activity
Source: RefSeq, a predicted model, not a curated record